AUGGCCACCAUUACUCUUAACGACGGUAACAAAAUGCCUCUGGUCGGUUUCGGCUGCUGGAAGGUCGACAAGGAGACCUGCGCUGACCAGAUUUUCAACGCCAUUGAGGUUGGCUACAGAUUAUUCGAUAACGCUCAGGACUACGGUAACGAGAAGGAAGUUGGCCAGGGUAUCAACAGAGCCUUGGAGCAGGGCAUUGUUGCUCGUGACGAGUUGUUUAUCGUUUCCAAGUUGUGGAACACUAACCAUGCUCCGGAGCACGUGGAGGAAGCUGUUGACCAGGUUUUGGGUGACUUGAACCUCGAGUACUUGGACUUGUUCUUGAUUCACUUCCCUGUGGCUCUCAAGUACGUUCCUCCAUCCGAGAAGUACCCUGCUGGUCUUACGGGUCUCAAGGAUGACAAGUUGCGUUACGAGGAUGUUCCUAUCUUGGACACCUGGAGAGCCAUGGAGGCUCUUGUCAAGAGCGGCAAGGUCAAGUCUAUUGGUAUUUCCAACUUCACUGGUGCUUUGAUUGAGGACUUGCUUAGAGGCGCCAAGAUCCCACCUGCUGUGUUGCAGAUUGAGCACCACCCAUACUUGCAGCAGAAGAGAUUGGUCGAAUGGGUCCAGUCCAAGGGUAUUGCCAUCACUGCCUACUCUUCUUUCGGCCCACAGUCUUUCAUUGAGUUGAAGCACGAGGGUGCUUUGAACAUUCCAGGUUUGUUUGAGCACGAGGACAUCAACACUAUCGCUAAGAAGCACGAGAGAACCCCAGCUCAGGUCUUGUUGAGAUGGGCCACCCAGAGAGGUAUUGCUGUGAUUCCAAAGUCCAACAAGACUGACCGUUUGGUGAAGAACUUGACUGUCAAUGACUUCAGCCUCACUGAGGAUGAACUCGCAACCAUUGCCAAGUUGGACAUUGGCUUGAGAUUCAACGAUCCAUGGGACUGGGACAAGAUUCCUCUCUUCGUUUAA
Candidozyma haemuli is the source of this 957-nucleotide messenger RNA. It is a transcript of the gene GRE3, whose product is annotated as trifunctional aldehyde reductase/xylose reductase/glucose 1-dehydrogenase (NADP(+)). Bases 1 to 957 code for a protein of 318 amino acids. The transcript has a single exon. The record is from RefSeq and is a predicted model, not a curated record. Gene Ontology annotation, cellular component: cytosol. NCBI's taxonomy places the organism in Eukaryota, Fungi, Ascomycota, Pichiomycetes, Serinales, Metschnikowiaceae. Gene Ontology annotation, molecular function: aldose reductase (NADPH) activity.